This is a messenger RNA of Closterium sp. Naga37s-1, 4565 nucleotides long. Lineage: Eukaryota; Viridiplantae; Streptophyta; Zygnematophyceae; Desmidiales; Closteriaceae. The record is from the annotation of a GenBank genome assembly.
AAGCAGCAGCGGCUGAGGCAGACAAGCUUGCGGCAGCGAACGGCUUAAUCUUCCUUUUCAAAGCUGCCAACGAAGCUACAAAGGCCGCCUGUCCUGCAGCCCUCUCGGCGGCGGCGCGUGUAGAGGGAGAGAGCUUCGAGUCUCACAUCGCUGUCAUCCUCGGGAAGAUCAGGUUCGGGAUUUUGGCGUGCCGGUCAUUUCGCAGGGCGGUUCGCGAGUCCAAUGCGGCUGUUGAGUGGGUGGAGAAGCUGAUGAGGGCGUUCGUUGCUGCUUCUGCUGAUCCUGCUGCUGCUGCUGCUGCUGCUGCUGCUUCUUCUGCUGCUUCUGCUGCUGCUUUUGCUGGGUCCAAGACAGCUGCUGCCAGUGAAUCCAGAAGAGCAAUUACUGCUGGGCAGGCCACAGGGUUCUUUUCUACAGAGCUAAAUUCUGGAGAAGAGGACAUGGAUGGGGAGGAGGACGGGGAUAGUAUUAGGGGCAUGGAUGUCAUUCUGUUUAAUUAUUUCUCGCCUGAGAGUGUGCUGGGUCGAGUGCGGUCCGGUGCGGCGGAGGCACGUGAAGAUGUAGUGCGCAUGCUGCGGGCACUGGCGGGCGAGCUGCGGGAACAAGGUUUAGCCGUGCAUGAUAUCUUUCGUUCCUUGCACCAACCCGGCACUACUCUGAGAGCCACCCUCUUGCGACUAAUGAUGGGUGCGGUAGCAGCAGGAGGAGUUGGAGCAGCAGCGGGGAUAACAAGAGUUGCUGGAGCAACAGUAGUGGCACGAAGAGGAGGAAGAGCUAGGUUAGUAGCAACCGUAGCAGCAGCAGCAGCAGCAGCCGCAGCAUCAGAAGCAGCAGCAGUUGCAGAAGUAGUAGCAGCAGCAGCAACUGCAGCAGAAGCAGCAGUAUCAGCAGCUCCAGCAGCAGCAGCAGCAGCAGCUGGAGGGGAUGAAGCAGCAGCAGCGCAUGUGGCAGCCGCAACAGGAGAAGGAAGAACAGCAGGGCAUGGAGUGAAAAGGGAAAUCUUGGCACCACAACGGGUGGAAAGCACACACGAAGACGAAGGGCCAGAGGAGUUGGCACCAGGGGAGGUUGCACCUGGGGAGGUGGCGCCUGGGGAGGUUGCACCAGGGGAGGUGGCGCCUGGGGAGGUUGCACCAGGGGAGAUGGCACCUGGGGAGGUGGCACCGAGAGAGGCGGCACCAAAUGAUUCCAUUGCUCGAGUUGCUGUUUUUGGACAGCUGAAGCGGCUUGUCCUGCUGUGCUGCUCGGGGUUGGAGGAAGAGGAGUGGCUCCAACUACUUGCUGUUUGUGUCAGGUUGGAGGAACUAACGGGUCCCCCGCUUCCCCCCACUAACGGUACAGCACCCGACGGAUCCGCCGCUUCCGGCGCUGACGCUGCUCCCGACGACGCGGGAAUAAAGAUGGUUCUUCCCAACAUUAGUUUCUCUAUGGGCCAACCUACCAUCGGCGCAACUGGCGCACCGCCUGGCGGAGGCCCCCCCAGCGGGCCUCCCCCCCAUGGCGGACCAACCCCCGCGCUUCCCCCCUAUCCUCCGCCGUCCAAUGAGGGUUACCCGCCUUCCGGCGGAGGAUACCCGCCGGAUUCUGCGCCGCGCUCCACGGGGCUCGGCGCGCUUGGCAUCGGCGGGGACGGGGGAGACAUGCGCGGGGAUACGCGCGGGGAGCACGGGGAACACAGGCAGAAGCGCUCCGCGGGGGAGAUGUACGGCGGGGAACCGGGCGACUCCGCGCGGGGUGGGGAGCGGGGGGAGCGCGGGGAGCGCGGAGGUGGUCCAGGCGGAGAGAGGGGAGGGGGAAGCGGGGAGCAGAAGCGUUGGCCGGGGUGGCCGGGGGAUAACGUGUUCCGGUUCGUGGUGCCGAUGGGGAAGGUGGGGAGCAUCAUAGGGCGGCGCGGCGAGUAUGUGAAGAAGAUCUGCGACGAGACCAAGGCGCGCGUUAAAAUCGUGGAGGGCGCUCCGGGCACUGACGACCGCGUGGUGCUGGUUUCAGGAAGAGAGGACCCUGAUUUAGAGCUCCCGCCAGCCGUGGUGGCAAUGAUGCGUGUGCACCGUCGGAUCGUGGAGGGCGUAUCAGAGGACGAGAUCGAGGCGUCUCAGCCGGGAGAGGGGUUCCGGGGGCAGGUGGCCACUCGCCUGCUCGUGCCUGCCACGCAGGCUGGGAGCUUGAUUGGCCGGCAGGGGCAGACCAUCAAAGCGCUGCAGGACAGCACAGGGGCGCACAUCAGGAUCCUGUCUCUCGAGGACGUGCCGCCAUGUGCAUUGGAGGACGAUAGGGUGGUGGAGGUGACGGGGGAGUAUGCGAGUGUGCACGAGGCAGUCAAGGGCGUCACUCUGCAUCUCAGGCGCUUCCUCUGUGACCACUCCGUGCUGCCUCUCUUUGAGCAAUGCCGCUCCUUCCCUCCCCCUAUGGACCCCAGGGGUGCGCCCUACUCUUCCCCUUCUGGCCGCGGAGGCGGGUGGGGGAACCCUCCUCCGGGGGGGAUGCACUCUCCCCCCCACCGCUCCCGCUUCGACCUCCCCCCCUCUGCUGCGCCUGACCCCUAUGGCUCCCUCUCUUCCCUGGGAAGCAUGGGCGGUCCUGACAGGUACGGCACAGCCAUGGGAGGCAUGGGAGCAGGGGGAGGGGGAAUGGAUGCGAGUGGGCAGUUGAGGGCAGCUCUGUCUAAGUAUGGAAGGGAGACGCCUGCUGCUGCUGCCGCUGCCGCUAUGACCAACACUGUCUCGCCUGUCGUCACGCAGGUCAGCGCAACCAUGCAGAUCCCUCUGUCAUACGUCGACGCCAUCAUCGGCCCCAACGGCACCAACAUCGUCUUCCUGCGCCGCACCAGCGGGGGUGUUGGCCCAUCCCGACUCUCCUCUCCAACCUCUCCCACUUGCAUUCUGACUUUGUGCUAUGCAGGUCAGCGCAACCAUGCAGAUCCCUCUCUCCUACGUCGACGCCAUCAUCGGUCUCAACGGCACCAACAUUGUCUUCCUGCCUGCGCCGCACCAGCAGGGGUGUUACCCGAUUCUUACACCACCACCUUCCACCCCCCUUUUUUUUCCAUCCCACCCACGCCUUCUUGCAUUUCGCCCAUCUUUGUUCUCUCCAGGUCAGUGCCACCAUGCAGAUCCCUCUGUCAUACGUCGACGCCAUCAUCGGCCCCAACGGCACCAACAUCGUCUUCCUGCGCCGCACCAGCGGGGGUGUUGGCCCAUCCUGACACUCGCACCCAUACUCCCCUUCCACCCCAUCCCCCACUCCAGGUCAGUGCCACGAUGCAGAUCCCUCUGUCAUACGUCGACGCCAUCAUCGGUCCCAACGGCACCAACAUUGUCUUCCUGCGCCGCACCAGCGGAGCCGCGGUGACCAUCCAGGAGAGCCGGGGGGCGGGCGGGCAGCCGGAGAUGACAGUGGAGGUGCGGGGCAGUGCCACGCAGCCGGAGAUGACGGUGGAGGUGCGGGGCAGUGCCACGCAGGUGCAGACGGCACAGCAGCUUAUUGAGGCUAUGCCGAACCUGCGCCUGCGCCUGCACCACCAGCUUCGGCGUACGGGUCUGCUGCAGCGCCAGCUCCGGCGUAUGGCUCGGCACCGACAGACCUGUCCGGCUAUGGCUCGUCUCUUUACCCUCCCAGCUCUGCUGGGGGUGGUGCUGGGACCGGGGGAGGAUAUGGAUCCACAGGAGGGUACGGGUAUUGACUGGGUUGACCCGACCCCGUCCCACCAGUGUUCUGAGGUGCUGCAAGUAUCGGCUCGUCUCUUAUACCCUUCCAGCUCUGCAGGGGGUGGUGCUGGUGCUGAGGGGGCAUAUGGAUUCAAAUUCCGGAGUUGCGUCAACCCGUGCGAUCCCCCGCAGGAGCCGUUGUCGGCAUUGGCGUCGGAAUACGCAGCGGGAAGCAGCACGUUCCAAGACAAGAUCGAGCACCUCGCAGCAGAGUACGAGGCCAUCAGGAGGACACGAGGAGAUGGAAACUGCUUCUUCCGCUGCUUCCUCUUUGCUCUCCUGGAGCACCUGUUACAAGGCGGCAGCAAGGAGGAGUGCGAGCAAGUGAGGGAGCGAGUGGCACGCAGCGAGCAGAGGCUGAGAGACCUCGGGUAUACCGAGUUCACAUGGGAAGACUUUGCUGCUGAGUAUCGAGAGCUUCUAGAUGCCGUGGACCCGUCAACUGCAGCAGAGAAGAUCAAGGUGGAUGGGCUGUUGAAGCGCUGUCAAGACCCAGACUGCUCCAACUAUGCGGUCAUGUUUCUGCGUUUCAUCACAUCAGCUGACAUCCAGCACCGGGCAGACUUCUUCCAUCCCUUCCUGCCAGAUGCCAUGGCUGGCAUGGGCACGCCAAAGGAGGCCGCCAAACAGUGGAGCCCAUGGGGGGAGGAGAGCGAUCACGCGCACAUCACAGCUGGUCUUUCUGUACCCAUCCUUGUGACCUACCUUAUUGCCCCUGCCUGCUUUUCCUCCUAUGCCUUUUUUGUACCCUCCCCAGUUCUGUCACAAGGCAGUGGAGGCAAUGGGGGAGGAGAGCGAUCACGUGCACAUCACAGCCAUCACAGAUGCCCUCGCCGUACCCAUCCGGAUCGUUUACCUUGA